Aethina tumida (small hive beetle) is the source of this 2363-nucleotide messenger RNA. RefSeq lists its product as uncharacterized. Gene Ontology annotation, molecular function: nucleotide binding; DNA-directed DNA polymerase activity; DNA binding. Bases 1 to 1641 code for a protein of 546 amino acids. Gene Ontology annotation, biological process: DNA replication. The record is from RefSeq and is a predicted model, not a curated record. The transcript has 3 exons. NCBI's taxonomy places the organism in Eukaryota, Metazoa, Arthropoda, Insecta, Coleoptera, Nitidulidae.
AUGGCUCUGGCAAAGCUACCUAAAGCUUUCGGCCUUGCUGGAAACUUUAAGAAGGGUUAUUUUCCACACUUCUUUAACACCCUGGAAAAUCAGCAAUACGUGGGUCCUUUACCAUCUGCUGAAUUUUACGGUCCGAAUCAAAUGAAGCCCGAGGACCGACAUACGUUUUUAAACUGGCAUCAAGAACAUCAGAAUGAUGUUUUUAAUUUCCAGGAGGAAAUCGUCGCAUAUUGCAAGUCGGACGUGGAAAUACUAAUGAGAGCCUCUCUUUCAUUUAGGUCGAUGCUUCUUAACGAGUGUAAGAUUUGUCCAUUCACCGAAGCAACAACAAUAGCAUCAGCGUGUAAUAAGGUGUUUGCACGAAACUAUCUGGAAGCCGAUACAAUCGCCGUUAUUCCCCGUGGUGGUUACCGAUUGGCUGAUAAUCAAUCGGUUAUCGCUUUACAAUGGUUGUUGUGGGAGGAGAACGUACGAGGAAUCACCAUACACCACGCCGAUACAGGUCGAGAACACCUAGUAGGAGGAGGACUCAAAGUUGACGGUUUUAACGAGGAGCAGCGUCAGGUAUUCGAGUUUCACGGUUGUUACUUCCAUGGAUGCACCAGCUGUUUCAAAUUUCACCGAGACACAUCGAUUGGAGGAGGUAAAAUGGAUACCAUGCGAAAUCGUUACGAGGCCACCACCCUUAAAACGACUCGACUUCGCAACCUGGGAUUUGAAGUCAUCGAAAUGUGGGAAUGUAACUUCCGCGCAUUAUUAAAACAGAGUUGUGAAGUGCGUGAUUUUGUCGAAAACCAUCCCGUGUUGGCAACAUCACCAUUGAAUCCUCGUGACGGUUUUUAUGGAGGCCGAACCGGAAACACUGUUACUUACUACAAAUGUAACGAGGGUGAGCGCAUCAAAUACAUCGAUGUAUGUUCAUUGUACCCUUUUGUGUGCAAGUACGGCCGAUUUCCUCUAGGACACCCCACAAUUUAUGUAGGAUCUGCAGCCCGGGACAUUGAUUUAUCCACCGUAGAUGGCAUGGUGAAAUGUAAAAUUUUACCACCCGCGCAGUUGUACCACCCCGUUCUCCCUGUCAGGAUGAAGGGAAAGUUAAUGUUCGCCCUUUGCAACAGCUGUGGUGAAAGUUCACAGCAGCGCUACAGGAUUGUGGAAGUGUUUGAAGUGUGGACAUACGAAACGCGUCAAUACAACCAUGCGGCGGGUCAGCCGGGUUUAUUUACAGAAAUGAUGAAUAAAUUCAUCAAAAUUAAACAGGAAGCCUCCGGCUGGCCCGCGGAUUGCAUAAACGAUGUGGUGAAACAACAACAAUAUCUGGUGGAUUUUGAAGAAGCUGAAAAAGUGAAGCUAACACCGGAACGCAUCGAAAAUAACCCUGGUCUUCGAUCCCUCGCCAAAUUAAUGUUGAAUUCGUUCUGGGGAAAGUUUGGACAACGUGAAAACCAACCACAAACAACCAUCGUCAACGAUCCUCAGGAAUGCUUUGAUCUCCUUGCGCAUCCGUCGAAGAAUGUCAACAGUAUAACUCCUGUGAAUGAACAAACUGUUGUAAUCAACUGGGAGUACGCCGACGAGGCUGUGGAAUCUCUGCCUACUGUGAAUGUGAUCCCCCGACUGGAAAAUUCAUUGGAGACAUGACCGAUGAGCUGGAGGUAUACGGUAUCGGUUCCUACAUCACGGAAUUUGUUUCGGGCGGGCCGAAAAAUUACGCAUACUCGGUGUGGUCAACGACGAAGCAGUGUAUCGAACAUGUUUGUAAGGUGAAAGGGAUCGCCUUAACAUACAGUGCUUCUCGGUUGAUUAAUUUUGAGAAAAUUAAACAAAUGGUUCUAGAAAAAACAGAUUCCAUUCGUUUGACGUCGAUGAACUUUGUGCGGACAAAAGAUCAUCGUGUAGUAACCAAAGAGGAGACAAAGACAUACAGAACGAAUUCAACAAAGAGACUCUUCAUGGAUGACAACAGUUCUCGGCCAUUCGGGUACAAGGUCCCUAGGAACUAAUUAAGUGGAAAUUAAAAAUUAAUAUAAUAAUAUAAAAAAAAGGUAACUUUGAAUUAUUAAUAUUAUAUAGAUAUAUAUGGUACAUACAAUUUGUCUAUUUUGUUUUUGAUAUAUUCAACGCGUACAACCGGGUGAGAAACGGACUUGUACACUCAGCCUACAUCGCAGCCACCACAACUACACUUAUGAGCCUCAGUCAAAUAAUCAAUCACAAAAAAGGUGUAUCACUACAAAAAUUACCAUUGAAUAAUUAAUAUUGUAUAUGUAUGUUUUCUGUUUAGAAACACGGUAUUUGCACCAAUCAACGACUGGGAUUCGAAAGCAACAACGAAAGAAAGAACUUUUUCACCUCUUUUUCAU